AUGGAGGAUCAUAAGCAGACGAGUUUCACGUUUGAGAUAAAUAACUUCUUGGAAGGUUUCCUACGAACUCCAAGAUUCUCAAGCGGUGGAUGCGAAUGGUUUGUUGUCGUUUAUCCCAAAGGAGAUAAUGUUGAUGAUCACUUGGCUCUGUACCUGUAUGUUGCGAAUCCUGAAUCAUUGAGACUUGGAUGGAAAAGACGAGCUGAUUAUUCCUUUGUUCUGGUGAAUCAAUCAGGCGAAGAGCUCUUCAAAAUAAAUGAAUCGUUGUGCCAAUUGUUCUGCGCUCAGUUCUCAACAUGGGGUUUGGUAAAGGCCGUACCUCUUAAAAAGCUUCAAGAAAAAGGUUUUUUGGAGAAGAACAAACUGAGGUUUAAAGUGGAAGUCAAAGUAGUUGAAGUUGUUGAUCAAGGAGUUGUCACUGGGAAUGAGACGUUCGAUUUCAAUGGUUUCCACGUUCUGUAUUCUCAGGUUAGUUCAGUGUGCUGGAUUUUCGCGGAGCACCCGGACUUUGCAGUAAAUUUCAGACCAAAGAGCAAAUCGGUGAAGACAACAUACAUGAAUCUCCUCCUCAAUCUCAUCAAGUUACUGAACAGACCUCCACAUAGCAUAUCUGAGACUGACCUAAGCGACGCGCAGAGUGAAUUGAUCGAUCUUACAGAGGCGGGUUUCAAGCUAGACUGUUUGAAGACAAAGCUUGCUGAGGUUACCUUGGAGAGGAAGAAAUCAAAUUCUGAUGGCUCUCGAGUCCAAGAACUCGAGAAACAUAUUAAUAAUCUCAAAGUUGAACUGAACGAGGAGAAAACAAAGUCGAGUGCUAAAGUCUUAUCACUGGAGCAGAGAGUGUCGGAUCUUGAAAAUGAGCUUAACAAGAACACGGCCAAAUCUGCCUCUCCGAAAGCUUUUUCAUUCAAGGAUGUUGUUUACUUUUGGAAUACCAAGAGUAAAAGUGGUUAUGAAAAACUAGAUUGA
Microthlaspi erraticum is the source of this 969-nucleotide messenger RNA. The record is from the annotation of a GenBank genome assembly. NCBI's taxonomy places the organism in Eukaryota, Viridiplantae, Streptophyta, Magnoliopsida, Brassicales, Brassicaceae.